Molecule: messenger RNA, 3622 nt
Organism: Ricinus communis (castor bean)
Lineage: Eukaryota; Viridiplantae; Streptophyta; Magnoliopsida; Malpighiales; Euphorbiaceae
Product: proline-rich receptor-like protein kinase PERK9
Exons: 8
Coding region: 943-3228 (761 amino acids)
Biological process (GO): protein phosphorylation
Molecular function (GO): ATP binding; protein kinase activity
Source: RefSeq, a predicted model, not a curated record
UGCAUAUAUGAAUCUUGAAUAUUGUGAUAAUGAUGCCAUGAUAGUCUAAAGAAAAUAAUCAUGCAGGUUUCACAUUCAAAUCAAAACAAACUGAUUGUUUUUUUCUUUUCUUCAAUUCUUUGAGGAGAGGGUCUCCAUCAGUACUGCUUUGGAUUUGAGACCCCACAAUCCGUGUUCCUGCUUUUGAGUUUCCUAUGCAGGAGUGAGGAGGUUCAAGAACAGAGCAAGCCAGUUCAAAAAGAUUUCAGUUUUCUCCUUCUAAGAAUUAAGGAAGUUGUGAUCGAGAGGUAUGGUAAUCUGGGGGAAUUCUUCUUUUGGUCAAUAAAGAAAACAAGCUACUGAUGAUUAAGUGGUUCUACAUUUGCUCAUCCAAAGAAGUGAUUUUUUUUUUUUGGUAGUUUAUUUAUAGGCUAAAGAUCAAUUUUUUUUUUUUUUAAAUUCUAAAUUCAGUGAUCUGGGUAUUGUUUAAAACUUGUUUGGUGAUGUGGGUUUUGAGUUUUGACUGAUUUGGUGAUAUGUGGUUCUUGCUUUGGGAGUGGCUAAUGAUCUGUGUUUUAGCUUAAAAUUUUUUAUGCUAUCUGGUUUUAGUUACAAAAGCGAUUGGUGAUAAGGGUAUAGCUAUAAGAAAAACUGAACAGUGAUAAGGGUUUUGCUCUGACAAUAGCUGGUGAUGGUUGUUCUGACUGUCAACGAGGUUACUGUGUUCUUAAGAAUGUAUAUUUGGUGAUUUUCAGUCUUUUGGUUGGUGAAGUUUGGUGAUUUAGAUGACUGUGCAUUAUAAAGUUUUGGAAUUUUAUUGUUUCACUUGAAAUGGAUCAUGAAUUUUGUAUACCCAAUGGAAUUAUGAGAAAGUGAGAUAUUAAUGAUGAGAAAAUAAUUUUGGUAUGUGGAUUGUAUGUUGAAAGUUGAAAGUGAAAUAUCUUAGAUUUGGUAAUUAUAUUGAUGGCACCAUCAUCCACCACUAGUCCACCGCUACAGUCCUCCCCUCCUCCACCAGACCCUCUCACAACUUCUCCAAUUCCACAGCCCAACGUCACUACCCCUUCAACACCAUCCCCUCCUUCUCAGACACCUUCUGCUGUUGUUGCAAGUCCUCCUCCUGCCAAUGCAUCAACUCCAACUCCACAACCACCUGUGGCAUCACCACCGCCUACAACUUCGCCACCUCCACCUUCACCCAAUGCUGAUCCUCCAACCUCAAAUUCUCCUCCGCCACCACAAUCACCAGUACAAUUACCCCCUCCACCUGUCAGCUCAACUCCUCCAGCAACUCCAUCUGAUCCUCCUACUUCUCCACCACCUCCAUCCAAUACACCUACAACUUCUCCUCCACCAUCAUCAGCACGUCCACCAGCGAAUUCACCUCCACCAGCAUCACUAAGCCCACCUCAAGAGUCACCACCAUCACCACCACCGCCAUCAUCAAAGCCACCUGAAAAUCCUCCAUCACCACCGCCACCACCAGCAACCCCUUCAGAACCACCUACCAAUUCUCCUCCAUCACCACCGCCGCCACCAGCAACCCCUUCAGAACCACCGACCAAUUCUUCGCCACCACCAGUAUCCGUGCCACCUCCCAGAAGGUCACCUCCAGCUCCGGCAGCAACCCCGCCCACCACUUCACCUCCUCCACCAGCAUCAACGCCACCUGCCAGUUCACCCCCUCCACCGGCAUCAGCUCCACCUGAAAAUUCACCCCCUCCACCAGCAUCAAUAGCCCCUACUCCUAGUAAUGCACCCCCACCUCCUGGACGUACUCCAUUUCCACCUUCUCAGCCAACACCUUCUCCUUCAAAUUCUACUCCAAAUGCAUCAACUUCUCCGCCAUUGAUAACAUUGAGCCCGCCGCCUCCUUCACUCAGUUCUGCACCCCCAUCUGACAAUAAUACUAGUGCUCCAGAAAAUUCAAAAUCACCAGGUGAUGGAGGCAUUGGUACCGGAGGCAUAGUGGCUAUUGGUGUAGUAGUAGGUAUCAUAAUGCUCAGCAUUGUUGGGUUGGCUGUCUUGUGCAUGAGGAAGAGGAGGAAAGAGGCACAUGGACUCAAUGGUGGUUAUGUUAUGCCGUCUCCUCUGGGCUCUUCCCCAAGAACAGAUUUAAAUUUGUCAAAAGCACAGACAACAAUUCCCCUAAUGGGAAGUGGGUCUAGUACUGAUUACGUUUAUUCACCAAGUGGUUCUGGCGGAUUAGGCAAUUCGAGGUCAUGGUUUAUGUAUGAAGAAUUGCUCAAGUCCACAAAUGGAUUUUCAUCUCAAAAUCUUUUGGGGGAGGGGGGAUUUGGUUCCGUAUAUAAAGGUUGCCUACCGGAUGGGAGAGAGGUGGCAGUAAAACAGCUUAAAGUUGGUGGAGGACAGGGUGAACGAGAAUUUAAAGCUGAAGUUGAGAUUAUUAGCCGUAUACACCAUCGCCAUUUGGUUUCACUUGUGGGUUACUGCAUCUCUGACAACCGAAGAUUGCUUGUAUAUGAUUAUGUUCCGAACAAUACCCUUCACUUCCAUCUUCAUGGGGAAGGUAGGCCAGUUCUCAACUGGGCAGCACGUGUCAAGAUUGCUGCUGGUGCGGCUCGUGGGAUAGCUUAUCUUCAUGAAGACUGUCAUCCUCGGGUUAUUCACCGGGAUAUUAAGUCGUCAAACAUUCUUUUGGAUAACAAUUUUGAAGCUAAGGUUUCGGACUUCGGUCUUGCCAAGUUAGCUAUUGAUGCAGAUACACAUGUGACUACACGUGUUAUGGGGACUUUUGGAUACAUGGCCCCUGAAUAUGCAUCAAGUGGCAAACUAACUGACAAGUCUGAUGUAUUCUCAUAUGGGGUUGUGCUUUUGGAGCUAAUCACUGGACGAAAACCUGUGGAUGCGUCCCAACCAUUGGGAGAUGAGAGCCUUGUGCAAUGGGCUCGACCUUUACUUGGUCAUGCACUAGCCAAUGAGGAAUUUGAUGGUUUGGUGGAUCCAAGGCUUGAAAAGAAUUAUGUUGAAAGUGAAAUGUUUACAAUGAUUGAGGCUGCUGCAGCCUGUGUGCGUCAUUCAGCUGCCAAAAGACCGCGAAUGGGACAGGUUGUCAGAGCUUUUGAUGGUUUAGCUGCUGCAGAUCUAAGCAAUGGAAUGAGAGUUGGGGAAAGUGAGAUAUUCAACUCAGCACAACAAUCUGCUGAAAUCAGAUUAUUUCGGAGAAUGGCAUUUGGUAGUCAAAAUUACAGUACCGAUUUUUUCAGCCAAGGCAGCUUGGAUAGUUAAGAGGAAUUCUUAAUACAUCUGUUAACAGUAGGGUUUCCCGAGUUCAGCUGGCGCCCCGUGCAAGCUCAAGCUAAUUCAGUUGGAGGGUGGCUUACCUUUAGAUGUACAGGAUGUGUAUAUCUGGCAUUUGACUGCAUCUUGCGCGGUGACAGGACUCCAACCCUCAUUAUUAGUUACCAGUUUUUUUUUUUUUUUUUUUUUAAGCUUUUGCACAUAAUACAAGCUAUUCUUUUUUCUUGUAACUAGCUCGUGCAAAUUUUGUUACUACAACUUAUAGUAUUAGUAAAGCUAUGAUUCAAUUUUGUUCCGAUCAUCUACAGUAUUAACAAAGCUAUGAUUCAAUUUUGCUCGUACCAACUAUAGUAUUAAUAAAAGCUAUGAUUUUGUUCCUUCC